Messenger RNA from Lotus japonicus, 3212 nucleotides. Its product is annotated as probable copper-transporting ATPase HMA5. Gene Ontology annotation, molecular function: ATPase-coupled monoatomic cation transmembrane transporter activity; ATP binding; copper ion binding. The record is from RefSeq and is a predicted model, not a curated record. The transcript has 6 exons. Gene Ontology annotation, cellular component: membrane. Gene Ontology annotation, biological process: monoatomic cation transport. The coding region runs from base 102 to 3059 and encodes 985 amino acids. Lineage: Eukaryota; Viridiplantae; Streptophyta; Magnoliopsida; Fabales; Fabaceae.
AUUACUCAAUUCCUCAUCUCCUCGUCACCCCUUCCUUUUCCUUUCUCAUUCGAUUCUACAAGAAUCAUUAGAAUUUGCAAAGUUGUUAGUUAGUGUUCAAAAUGGGUACUAGCAAAAAGUUUGAGGGUUGGGGGUGGUUACAGUGUUGUGGAAACUUGUCACCUGAGGCACACUAUCCAUCCAUGACGAAAUGGACGUCACUGGAAGAAGCAAACAAGAAGGUAGUGGUAGGAUCAGAAGCCAAACUUGUCUUGUGCGUUAUGGGAAUGACAUGUUCUGCUUGUGCUGGAUCUGUGGAGAAAGCUGUCAAACGCUUACCAGGGAUUCGAGAAGCAGUUGUUGAUGUCUUGAAUUAUAAAGCCCAGGUUCUUUAUUACCCGUCUAUGGUUAAUGAAGAGAAAAUAUGUGAGGCCAUUGAAGAUGCAGGUUUUGAAGCCAAACCCAUAGAAGGAGAAUCCAGUGAUACCUCUUCACAAAUAUGUAGAAUACACAUAGGUGGCAUGACAUGUACUUCUUGCUCCUCCACUAUUGAAUCAGCUCUUCAAAUCCUUCAAGGCGUGCACAAAGCACAAGUGGCCUUGGCAACUGAAGAAGCUGAAGUUCAUUAUGACCCCAACAUUGUGAGCUACAAUCAACUAAUGGAAACUAUACAAGAACUUGGAUUCAAACCUGUUCUAAUAAGCAGAGGGGAACACAUAAGCAAGAUAGAACUCAAAAUCGAUGGCAUUAAAAAUGAGGAAUCCAUGAGUGCAAUUGAACAAUCUCUCUUGGUACUUCCAGGUGUUGAAGCCAUAGACACAUAUCCCAACAUUAACAAAAUUGCCUUAACUUAUAAACCAUACAUGAUUGGGCCCAGAACAUUUAUUCAAGUCAUAGAAUCUACAGGAUCCGGAUGUUUUACAGCUGUGAUUUUUCCAAAUGAUGGGAGUAGUGAAGCACAUAAACAGGAGCAAAUUGAUCAAUACUUCAAGUUAUUGAUAUGGAGCUUGGCUUUCAGCAUUCCUGUUUUUUUGAAUUGCAUGGUCCUUGUGAGUGUUCCUGGAGUUAGAAAUAUUUUGGAUAUCAAAGUUGUGAAUAUGCUGGAUGUUGGUUUGCUUUUGAGGUGGGAAUUUUCUACCCCGGUGCAGUUCAUCAUAGGCAGAAGAUUCUACAUUGGAUCUUAUAAAGCUUUACGCAGAGGUUCAUCAACCAUGGAUGUGUUGAUAGCCUUAGGAACAAAUGCAGCUUACUUUUAUUCACUCUAUGUUGUGAUAAGAGCUUCUUUCUCUCGGCAUUUCCAAGGGAAUGAUCUUUUUGACACAAGUUCUAUGCUUAUUUCAUUUAUUUUACUGGGGAAGUAUUUGGAAGUGUUGGCUAAAGGGAAGGCAUCACAAGCCAUUGCAAAGCUCAUGGACUUGACCCCUGACACAGCAACCUUGUUAAUUGAAGAUGGUGGAGGAAUUGUGAUUAGUGAACAACAAAUUGAUAGCAGAUUGAUACAGAAUAAUGAUGUGAUUAAGAUUGUGCCUGGUGCAAAAGUAGCAUCAGAUGGUUAUGUGAUCUGGGGGAAGAGCCACAUAAAUGAGAGCAUGAUAACUGGAGAGGCAAGGCCUGUGGCUAAGAGGGAAGGAGAUAUGGUGAUUGGAGGGACUCUGAAUGAGAAUGGAGUUUUGCAUGUUAAGGUAACAAGGGUUGGGUCAGAGAGUGCCGUCUCCCAGAUUGUUAGACUUGUCCAGUCUGCCCAGAUGGCGAAAGCUCCUGUUCAGAAACUUGCAGACAGAAUUUGUAAAUAUUUUGUUCCUUUGGUGAUUGUGCUUUCCCUUUCAACAUGGUUUUCCUGGUUUCUAGCUGGAAAGUUACAUAGAUACCCAAAAUCAUGGAUACCAUCCUCCAUGAAUAGCUUUGAGCUUGCACUUGAGUUUGGGAUUUCAGUCAUGGUCAUAGCCUGCCCUUGUGCUUUAGGCCUAGCUACUCCUACAGCUGUCAUGGUUGGUACAGGAGUUGGAGCAACUCAAGGUGUGUUGAUCAAAGGAGGCCAAGCAUUAGAGAGUACACAUAAGGUGAAUUGCAUUGUGUUUGAUAAGACAGGAACUCUCACACUUGGAAAACCAGUGGUUGUAACUACAAAACUCUUCAAGAAUUUGCCACUUAAAGAUUUCUAUGAACUUGUUGCUGCAGCAGAGGUGAACAGUGAACAUCCAAUAGGCAAGGCCAUUGUUGAGCAUGCUAAGAAGAUCACAGAAGAUGAAAAGUACCAUCCCUGGCCAGAAGCAAGAGACUUUGUUUCUAUUUCAGGUCAUGAAGUGAAGGCCAUUGUUCGAAACAAGGAAAUAAUGGUUGGGAAUAAAAAAUUAAUGUUGGACCAUAACAUAGCCAUUUUAGUGGAUGCUGAAGAAGAACUAGAAAAAAUUGAAAGCCUGGCUCAAACUGGGAUCUUAGUAUCCUUGGAUGGAGAUGUCAUUGGAGUUUUGGCUGUAUCUGACCCACUGAAACCAAAUGCCAGAGAAGUUGUUUCUAUCCUUAACUCCAUGAAUAUUAGGAGCAUCAUGGUGACAGGUGAUAACUGGGGAACUGCCAAUUCCAUUGCUAGACAAGCUGGUAUUGAAACUGUCAUUGCAGAGGCUCAACCUCAGACUAAAGCGACUAAAGUGAAAGAGUUGCAGACUUCUGGCUACACUGUGGCAAUGGUGGGAGAUGGAAUCAACGACUCACCAGCACUGGUGGCAGCUGAUGUUGGAAUUGCAAUUGGUGCUGGCACAGACAUAGCUAUUGAGGCAUCUGAUAUAGUUCUAAUGAGGAGUAACUUGGAGGAUAUAAUAAUUGCCAUUGAUCUGGCAAAGAAAACUUUCUCUCGUAUCCGUUUGAACUACAUUUGGGCCAUGGGUUAUAAUCUGCUGGCUAUCCCAAUUGCCGCAGGAAUCCUUUACCCGUUCAUUAGAUUUCGGUUACACCCAUGGAUUGCUGGAGUUGCAAUGGCUGCUUCUUCUGUCAGUGUUGUAUGUUCCUCCCUCUUGUUGAAGUUUUAUAAAAGACCAAACAAGCUAAACAACUUGGAGAUAAAUGGUAUAAAGAUUGAAUAAGCAACCUUUUUUAAUCAUAACUCUGGUCUUGUUUGUUGGGAACAAGGAUUUUCUUCUGUAAGACUAGUACUUAAUGUGUAAAAAAUUUGUAGAGUUUUGAUGUAAUCUUAAAGAAGCUUUGACUAAAUUUAAUUGUGAGUCACUUAUUUAGUA